CGCGCUCUGGCUGGGACAAUCGAGGCGGAGGUGGCGGCGGCGGAGGUCGUCGUAACGACGGACGUCCUACAGGUGGCAGAGCCUGCUUCAAAUGCAAUCAAGAGGGGCACAUGAGCAGGGAUUGCCCCAACGCAGACUCGGGAGGUGGAGGAGGCCGUGGAAGAGGUUGUUUCAAGUGCGGGGAAGAGGGUCACAUGAGUCGAGAUUGUCCCAAUGCCGACUCGUCUUCUGGUGGUGGCCGCUCUGGUGGGAGAGGCUGUUUCAAGUGUGGCCAGGAGGGCCAUAUGAGCAGAGAUUGCCCCAACUCCGAUUCCUCAGGUGGUGGUGGAGGCGGUGGAAGAGCAUGCUUCAAAUGUGGCGAGGAGGGCCACAUGAGUCGGGAUUGCCCGAAAGCCUCCAGUGAUGACAGAUCCAAGAGGGGAUGCUUCAAAUGUGGCGAGGAGGGCCACAUGAGUCGGGAUUGCCCGACAGCCUCCAGCGAUGACAGACCCAAGAGGGGCUGCUUCAACUGUGGGGAGGACGGACACAUGAGUCGGGACUGCCCGAACCCCCAGCAGGAGCGGCGCUCCAAGGGAUGUUUCAAGUGUGGGGAGGAGGGACACAUGAGUCGAGACUGUCCCAACCCGGAUGCUGGCGGUGGACGAGGGGGCGACUCCUCUGGAGAUGGUGGCGACCGGCCCCGCGGGUGCUUCAAGUGCCAGCAGGAGGGCCACAUGGCCAAGGACUGCACCAACGAGCCCGUACCCCGCAUGGGCCCCGAUGGCAAGCCCAUGGAGGCACCCUACGUGCCACCUUCUCUUCCCACGGAUGAGGACACCCUCUUCUCGACCAUCUCUACCGGCAUCAACUUCGACAAGUACGACACCAUUCCCGUGGAGGUGAGCGACCCGCAGUUCAGAACGCCGUUCACCAGCUUCGAAGAGAUGGGCCUCUGUGACCUCCUGCUGCAAAACUUGCGGCGUGCAAAGUACGUCAAGCCAACGCCCGUACAGAAAUAUGCAGUCAAGAUUGCCCUGGCUGGCAGGGACAUGAUGGCCUGCGCACAGACUGGAUCUGGAAAGACGGCAGCGUUCAUGCUGCCCAUUCUGCACUCCCUGCUGAGUGACACUGGCCUUGAGAACCCGUCGUACCAGCCGGUACAGACUCCGAUGGCGGUCAUCCUGUCGCCAACCCGCGAGUUGGCCAUCCAGAUAGCCCAGGACGCGCACAAGUACGCCUACGACUCCAUCCUCAAGACUGUGCUCGUGUACGGAGGGACGUCUGUGCAGCACCAGCUGGCCCAGCUGUCUCGAGGCUGCCACAUCCUGGUGGCCACCACGGGUCGUCUCAAGGACUUUGUGGAGAAGGGCAAGAUUUCCUUCGAGAAGCUGCGCUUCCUGGUUCUAGACGAGGCCGACCGGAUGUUGGACAUGGGUUUCGAGCCGGACGUGCGCGCUCUCGUGGGCCACUCCAGCAUGCCCCAGCGAGGCCAGCGCCGCACACUCAUGUUCUCUGCCACCUUCCCGGAGUCUAUCCAGAUGCUGGCACGAGAGUUCCUCGACAACUCGGUCAUGCUCUCGGUGGGCAUUCUGGGCGGGGCCAACUCGGACGUCCAGCAGCAGAUCUACCAGGUGACCCAGUUCGAGAAGCGCCAAAAGCUUCUGGACAUUCUCGCCGAGGAGGGCAGCGACCGGGUCAUGGUGUUUGUGGAGAAAAAGAAGACUGCAGACUUUUUGGCCGCCUUCCUGUCCCAGAAGGGGGUGAAGACAACCAGCAUCCACGGGGACCGGUACCAGCGGCAGCGCGAGGAGGCCCUGCUGGAUUUCCGCCGCGGCACCUGCCCGGUCAUUGUGGCCACGGCUGUGGCUGCCCGAGGCUUGGACAUCAAGGACGUGCGCCACGUCAUCAACUACGACCUCCCGCAAUCUAUUGACGAGUAUGUGCACCGCGUGGGACGUACUGGCCGUGUAGGAAACCUGGGCAAAGCAACGAGCUUCUACGACGGUGACGCCAACAGUGCGCUUGCAUCCGCACUUGUGAAGAUCUUGUCAGAGAGUCAACAAGAGGUGCCGGACUGGCUCCAGAACGAAGCGAAGUUUGGUGGCGGAGGUGGCGGAGGCGCUCCGAGCUACGGAGGAGGAGGCGGCGGUGGUGAGUCGUGGGGUGGCGGCGGUGGUGGUGGAUCGGCCUUUGCAUCCCAGCCAGCUGAAGAGGAGGAAUGGAACUGAGCAUUCGACAAGCCUCCAAGGGGGCCAGCCUCCGUGUGUUUGUGUGUGUGUGCGUGUCUUUUUUUUCCGUUUGUUUGUGGACAUGACCCCUGCCCGAGUAGGGCAGGUUUCUUUUGUACAUACUUCACCGCAGUUAGGUGUUGAAAGAGAUUUUACCACUUGUUCAGUUCAAAUAAAAAG
Messenger RNA from Rhipicephalus sanguineus (brown dog tick), 2387 nucleotides. Its product is annotated as probable ATP-dependent RNA helicase vasa-like. The record is from RefSeq and is a predicted model, not a curated record. Gene Ontology annotation, biological process: cell differentiation; gamete generation. Lineage: Eukaryota; Metazoa; Arthropoda; Arachnida; Ixodida; Ixodidae. Gene Ontology annotation, molecular function: zinc ion binding; RNA binding; RNA helicase activity. Gene Ontology annotation, cellular component: nucleus; P granule.